Molecule: messenger RNA, 4410 nt
Organism: Portunus trituberculatus (swimming crab)
Lineage: Eukaryota; Metazoa; Arthropoda; Malacostraca; Decapoda; Portunidae
Gene: Wdr33
Cellular component (GO): mRNA cleavage and polyadenylation specificity factor complex
Molecular function (GO): protein binding
Source: RefSeq, a predicted model, not a curated record
AUAACAUAUUUUCUCUUUUGGAAGUUGGAAAGUGUCGGCAGCCUGAUAAUGAUGGCGGUCGAGAGAGUGUGUUAGAAACUUGUGGCCAAAUUAUUUUUUAUAAGACAGAGAAGUCCAGUUAUUAAAGGAUAUUGGUUGUGAGGUGAACAUCAAGAUGAUACAAGUGGGGAUGUUCAAUGUGCCCCCACCCCCCAUCCCAGGGAAGCCCCUUCCACCACCUGGAGGGGGGCCACAACCUUUCCAGCCCCUCUCUUUCAAACCGUUCAAAACUCCUGAUGGAGAAUUUGAUGGGAAGCGAUUGCGUAAAAGUGUGAUGCGAAAGACUGUGGACUACAAUUGUUCUGUGACAAACAUGCUUGAAAGUCGGGUAUGGCAGCGUGAUGAGAGGGACCGUCCAGCCUUACAGGCAGAUGUGUGCUAUGCCUCAGAAAUGUUGCCCCCUACAGCUCAUCCUUUGAAUCCCAUAAACGCAGUUGUCACUAAGUUUGUCCGUACUUCUACCAACAAAGCCAAGUGCCCAAUCUUUUGUUUAGCGUGGACGCCCGAGGGACGCCGCCUGGUUACUGGUGCAUCAUCAGGGGAGUUCACUCUGUGGAAUGGCCUUACCUUCAACUUCGAAACAAUAUUACAGGCUCAUGACAGCAGUGUACGGACCAUGGUGUGGUCUCACAAUGACCAAUGGAUGGUGACAGGGGACACAGGAGGAUUUGUCAAAUACUGGCAGACCAACAUGAACAAUGUGAAGCUGUUCCAGGCACACAAGGACCCUGUGCGCGGCCUCAGUUUUUCCCCAAGUGACCAGAAGUUUGCCACUGGAUCUGAUGAUGGAACUGUUAGGAUAUGGGACUUUUAUCGCUGUUACGAAAAAGUUCUGCGAGGUCAUGGAGCAGAUGUGAAGUGCGUGGACUGGCACCCCGCAAAGAGCCUCCUUGCAUCGGGCAGCAAGGACAACCAACAACCCAUCAAAUUAUGGGACCCUCGCUCAGGACAGCCACUUGCCAAAUUGCAUGCUCAUAAAAGCACAGUGAUGGAUUUGAAGUGGAAUGGUAAUGGAAAUUGGCUGUGCUCAGCAUCCAGGGAUCAUUUAUUGAAACUCUUUGAUAUUCGUAACUUAUCAGAGGAGUUCCAGGUGUUUCGAGGUCACAAGAAAGAAGCUUCGUGCAUUGCCUGGCAUCCUCAUCAUGAGGGACUGUUUGCUAGUGGGGGUUCUGAUGGUUCUAUAUUGUUUUGGCAUGUUGGAAAUGAUAAGGAAGUGGGUGCUAUUGAAUCAGCACAUGAUGGCAUCAUUUGGGAUCUAGCCUGGCAUCCCUUAGGUCACAUCCUUUGUUCUGGAUCCAAUGAUCAUACCUCAAAGUUCUGGACCAGAAAUCGUCCUGGGGAUAAAAUGAGGGACAAGUAUAAUCUCAACACUUUGCCAGCAGGAGUUCUUGCAGAUGAUUCCAUGGACAUAGAUGAUAUUCCACUGAAUACAAGUCUGACCUCCCAGGGUGUAAUCCCUGGAAUGGGUCCUGAAGAUAAGGUAGAGGAAGCAGAAUCCACUGGUCCAGAAACCAUUCCUGGUCUAGAUUUUGACUCCUCUGCUUUUGACAGAUUUUCCAAGAAAACUCCUUAUGCGAAACCAAUCCCUAAGACCUUCCAGGCAGCAUGGAAUGCAGCAGGAGGCUUGGAGGAUGAGAUGGAAGAGGAGAACAGUGCUACAAGCUGGGUAGUGACAGACAGUGCUGGACUCUUCAGCCUACCAGCCAACCUUCCUGGAGAAAUGGUGUACACUGAUGAUGGAGAUGAACUGCCUCCAGGAUCAGUUCCUCUAAACACCAUUAGAGCUAAUUCCAUUCUUUAUUGUGGUUUUCUGAUUCCUCUAAAUAAAAUACCAGGGGAUGUAAUUCAGAAUGCUUUCUCUACCAUGGAAGAAGAAGAAGCUGUUGCAGAAGUUACAGGAGAUUUUGAAUUUGCCAGGAAACUCAUAAAAGAAAAGAACCAGCUUAUCAAUCCAAAUGCAAGCACUGAGGAACAACCAGAGAAGAAGGCUCCAGCUCCACCACCACCAGGCUUCCAGCAAAAUCAAUUUAAUGAGCCACCAAAUCCUCAAAACUUUAAUAAUAAUCCACCCAACACCACCAACACAAACACCAAUGCCUUUCCAAACCCAGCAGGCUUCCCAGGAAUCCCAGCAAACUUUGGGAUGCCUGCUGGUGCUCCCCGCAACUUUGGGGCCACACGAGGGAAUUUCCGAGGCCUCCCUGAUGCAGGUUUUGGUCGAGGUGGUGCCCAACGUGGAAACUGGCCCAUCAGAGGGGCACCCAGAGGAGGAGGCCCUGUUGCAGGGGGACAGAGAUUCCCCAAUGAACAAUUUCCCCAAGGGUUUGAUAAUAAGGAUUGGUCUUUUGAGAAUCAGAAUAUUAAUAGAGAUAAUAAUCUAAACAAUGGAGGGGAUAUGGAGGAUAGAGGAGGAGGCAACCAGAAUUGGAUGAGAGGCUGGGGUGGUCGAGGCCGAGGUCGAGGAGGCGGCUUCAAAGACUUCGAGAAACAUGAAGAGAGGGAACAAGGGAACUGGGGUGGCAUGAAUAACCAUUGGCAGAAUAGAGGAGGAAUGCAAGGCCAUGGAGGUGACAAUCAAGAUGGUAUGUCAGGUGGUCGGGGAGACCACAUGGGAGGAAACAGAGGUUAUGGCAGUGGGGAUCGGAAUGGUAGCUAUGGUGGGGGUGGGAAUGAUAGAGCUGGUGGUGGGGGAGACUGGCAUGGUGAUACUAAUUCUUGGAGUGGGAAAGCUGGAGGAUUUGGUAAUAAAGAUGAUGACUACAACAGUGGAAGGGGAGGAGGGUGGAGAGGGAGAGGUCGUCCAUUCAGGGGAGGUGGAGGAGGUGGAGACUUCCAGCGGGGUGGAUGGGGAGGAAGGGGGGCAGAUUUCCAAAGAGGUAGAGGAAGAGGUGAUGACUAUCAACAAGGAAGAAACUGGGGGGGUGGUCCACCUCAUGGUGGCAGGGGCAUGAUGGGGAAUGAAGGUCGAAGUGGUGGGUGGGACAGAUUCCAGUAGCUUGUGUGUGAGUGCAUGUGAGCAUGUGUGUGUGAGUGAGUAAUAUAUAUAUAUAUAUAUAUAUAUAUAUAUAUAUAUAUAUAUAUAUAUAUAUAUAUAUAUAUAUAUAUAUAUAUAUAUAUAUAUAUAUAUAUAUAUAUGUGUGUGUGUGUGUGUGUGUGUGUGUGUGUGUUUGUAUGUAUGUAUGUAUGUAUGUAUGUUAUUUGCACUGGGAAUUUAAGUCACUGAGUUGGUUGACAUUUUAUAAAUGGUGUUCAGGUUUGUUGCUUUGAUCUGGAUUUUCUUUUAAUGUAAAUUUGACUAUUGCAUCUCUUGAAGGCCACCAUAUAUAUUAAGAGCACUCUGUGUUUAAAGUUCUGUACAUAUAGUAUAAUUUUUUUCUGAAAAAAUGAAUUAUUUCACAUUAUUCUUCUGCUUAAUUUUGAAAUAUUUUGUUCUGUUUCACAUGAUUGUGUUAAUCCCUCAUAAAGCAAGCACAUCUGUAACAUUGUACAUUGUAAAGAACAUUCCUACAUCAUGAUAAGAGUCACCCAUUUUAGCAUAUCUAUUUUGUCAUCAUCAUCAGAAAUGUACAAAUUUUACACAUCCAUCAUGCUUUAUUGGAACUGUCCAAUGGUUAUUUUUUUGUGAUAUCAUUUGGUAUUUAUGUAAUAGUUCUUCAGAUACUAUCAAUCUCUUCUUAUAUCUGUAAGUAACACUUGAGUUUCAGCCUCCACUCACCUCGUCCUUCAAAAUACUUAAGCACUUGGUGGAAAUGAAGUUUCCUUCAUCUCUGUACCACAAGUGUUAUCUGAAAUGAAGGUCUGCAUCAGGUAAUGCUUUAUACACAGAAAGAUUAUAGACAUUUUUAUAUUCAAAUUAAGUAGAUGAAGUAUUGUAAGGUUCCAUUUUCAGAACUACCAAGUAAUUCACUAACUUAAAUUUUUUUAGAAAAUAGUGGACAGAUGUUAGAUAAUGGGAGAAAUUAGUAAUUGUAAUGAUUCCUGGGUUAGAUAAAGGAAAAAAUUGCAAGUGCAGUUAUUCCAAUCACAAGUCCAGGUGUUGGAUGUAAAGGUCAUUAUGUAUCAUUUUUUGAGUGAACAGUUGUGUGACUACUUGAUGGUGGAUUGUAAGGCUACUUGACUGAACAUAAGUAACUGACUACUCUCACAGUUAUAAGGGAUAACAGCCAUCACAGUAAUAAGGAAUAUUUCACCAACCAGUCUUCAGACUUAGCUGUUUCUGAUAACUAAAUGUGGCUGAACUUCCAUUGAUUGUUACACGUUUCUCACCAUCAUUUUGCUCAAGGUGGCGAUAUUCUCACGGAAACCAAUGUGACUUACAGUAUUUUUAAGCGUAAAUAUCAUGUGGAUAGAAAAUAAAAAUAUUUGUCACAA